Molecule: messenger RNA, 1321 nt
Organism: Armigeres subalbatus
Lineage: Eukaryota; Metazoa; Arthropoda; Insecta; Diptera; Culicidae
Gene: Rbm13
Product: protein MAK16 homolog
Exons: 3
Coding region: 144-1172 (342 amino acids)
Biological process (GO): maturation of LSU-rRNA; maturation of 5.8S rRNA
Cellular component (GO): preribosome, large subunit precursor; nucleolus
Source: RefSeq, a predicted model, not a curated record
GAGUCGUAAAUUCCGCAUGUGUGGUUCGAUUUCGGUUCAUAAUUCGCGGCGGUGUAGUGAUUUUUUUCGCACGAUUUCAGCGAAAUUCUUUAAAUUUGUGUGCCCUUUUCGUGAAUCAUUUGUUAAGAUUUAAAAAAUUAAAAAUGCAGCAGGACGAGAUCGUUUGGAGCAUCAUCAGCCGGCAGUUCUGCUCGUACAUGGUCAAAACGCAGACGCAAAACUUCUGCCGCAACGAGUACAGCCUGACGGGUUUGUGCUCGCGUAAGGCCUGCCCCAUCGCCAACAGCCAGUACGCCACAAUCCGGGAGGAGAACGGCAUCAUCUAUCUGUACAUGAAGACGGCUGAGCGGAAUGCCUUCCCGGCGAAGCACUGGGAAAAGGUAAAAUUGUCCCGCAACUUCGAGAAAGCCGUCCAUCAGAUCAACGAAAAUCUGCUCUACUGGGAUCGGUUCGUGCGACUGAAAUGCAAGCAGCGCUUCACCAAGAUAACGCAGUACCUGAUCCGCAUGAGGAAGCUGAAGCUGCGACGGCAGAAGAUGCUGGUGCCGCUGUCGACGAAGGUGGAACGGCGGGACAGGCGACGGGAGGAGAAGGCACUGGUGGCGGCCAAGAUCGACAAUGCCAUCGAGAAGGAACUGAUGGAACGAUUGCGGAAGGGGGCAUACGAGGAUAUCUACAACUUCCCGCAGACGGCCUUCAAUAAGGCGAUGGAAGCGGAGGAGAUCGAGGACGAAGAGGAGGCGGAGAGUGAGCUGGAAGAAGAGGUGGAGAAGGAGAUGGAAAUCGACGAGGAGCUGCAGAAGGAGUUGGAUAUGGAUGGGGAGUUUGUGGAGGGUGAUUCCGAGGAUGAUGAUGAUGAUGAUGAUGAAGGUGAUAAUGAGGAAGAAGAAGAUAUCGAAGAUGAAGAAUCAGAUGCAGAAAGUGAAUCAGGUGUGAGAGAACGAGUGGAAGUUGGUAGUGAUUUUGAGUCGUCAGAGGAUGAAGAUAUUGAGGACAUUACGCCGAAGGUCACGCCCCGUCUCCCGAAGAAAGCCAAACCGUCGGCGCACGAUAGUGAGCCUAGUUCCAGCAGCACUGGCACCAAGAAGAAACCGAAGAAACUGCGCAAACCACACCUGGAGAUCGAAUAUGAAGUGGAAACCGCACCAGCGAGGCAUCGGUUACAUAAAUGAGGUAAAGCCUGCCCGCAAUUAUCUAUACGAUGGUGAUUAUAAUGAAAAGUUUAGUUAUGGAUAUAAUUUUUACGAUCAAUGGAAAGAACACGUUCUUUACGAUGGCAGAACGGAACAAUAAACUGCAGAUUGAUGUGACGUUAUUGAAA